UACGAAAUGUCAUAAUUAUGUUGUAUUAUUGAUUGUGUAAAUUAUCUUGUAUUUAUUUAGAUGUUACGUGAUAUUAUCUAAUAUCAUACAUUUUAAAUGUUGUAUAUAUGCCAAUUUGAUCUAAAACGUAAACAUAAAAAUGGUUUGAUGUAGAUCACAUACUCUUUCAUACUCAAAAUAUAAUUUUAAUUCUAAGUGUUUACACAUUUAAGCCAGGCGUUUGUAAAAAAGAAACUAUGGUGGAAAACGGAGGAUCUAGUGGUGGUAGUGAAAGUCCAAAUGCAACUUGCGUGCGGUCAGGACUACUGGAAACCCUAGUUCGGGGCGUGUGGUACCGCGUUCACUGCUCCCUGGAAGACGAUUACCUUAGCGUCUGUUUAGACGAUGGUUACGAUGCAACUACAACUUUAAAUGGCACUCUAAACAACAACAAUGUUGAGACGCCCAACAGCGAUUUCACCGAGGUCCCAGAGGCGAUCGCUAACCAGAAGCGCGUCGUGCAAGUAGUUAAAUCAGACAACAAUGGUCUUGGCAUAUCCAUAAAAGGAGGUAUAGAGAACAAUAUGCCCAUUUUAAUAUCUAAAAUAUUUAAGGGAAUGGCAGCAGACCUAACUGAACAAUUGUAUGUUGGUGAUGCAAUAUUAUCUGUUAAUGGUGAAGAUUUGAAGGAUGCAACUCACGAAGAAGCUGUGAAAGCUCUUAAACGGGCUGGAAAAAUGGUUCAGUUAGAAGUGAAAUAUCUCAGAGAAGUAACACCAUACUUCCGAAAGGCUUCCAUUAUAAGCGAGGUUGGUUGGGAACUGCAGAGAGGGUACAUGGUGGAGGCUCCCCCGUCCCCACCCUCGCCGCGACGACGCCGCGCUGACACAAGAUAUGUGCCGCUGUUAAUGGCUUGCGUUGCAAAGAAUCUACGACAUCAUGAUCCUGAGGAGCGCACGAUAGAGAUCUACUCGCCGGACGGCGUGCACGCGCUCGCGUUGCGCGCGGCGUGCGGCAACACGGCGGCGGGCUGGCACCGCGCGCUGCACGCGGCGGCCAGGCGCGCGUGCCGGGCGGCGCUGGCGCGGGCUCGGGCACGGUUGCGCCCGCUCAUGGGGGAUGUGCGGCACGCGGGGUGGCUGGCGAGGCGCCCGCCGAGUGAACAUGUUGGCGCGUCUGCUGGUUCAGAUGAAUCAGACGAAGCAGAAGGAUGGGUGCCGACUUUCGUUGCAAUAACGGAUCGUGAAUUGAGACUAUACGAAGCGGCACCCUGGUCUGCGGAGGCGUGGUGCGCGCCGAGCGAGUGCUUCGGCCUCGCGGCCACGCGGCUGGCGUGGUGGCGGCGCGGCGGUGCGGGGGCCGCGGCGCUGGGCGUGCGCGCCGGCACUGUGGCCGGGCUGGUCGUGCGCUCGCUGCGAGCGGACACCCCGCACGACCUGGCUGCGGUAGCGGGCGCGCUGGUGGACGGCGCGCAUCAUGCGGUGCGCGCGCAGCCGGAGUUCACUUUCCGUUGCCGGUACCGCGGCGCGUGCGCGCGGCUGUCGCUGGGCGCGGGCGGCGUGUGCGUGUGGGAGGCGGCGGGGUCGCUGGGGCGCGGCGGCGCGCGCGCGCUGUACCGCCGCCCGCUGCACGCGCUGCGCGCCUCCGCGGACGACGACCGCGCCGCGCUCUGGCUGCACUUCGCUGACGAUACGCUGGAGCUGGACAUGGAGGGCAGCCCGAAGCCGGCGGUGUUCAUCCUGCACAACCUGCUGUCGGCCCGCGUGCACGCGCUGCCGGGCGAGCCCGCGCCGCCGCUGUAGCCCGACGACGCGGACGCCGACGCGUUCGCGCCGCUCUUCUGAGCCGACCCUAGCGCUGACAAUACCGCCGUUUGCUGCAUUAAAUAAAAAAAAAAAUAAAAAUAAAAAACACUUUAUUGCACACACAAAACAAAACAAAAUCAAACAAAAAUAAUACACAAACAAUGAAGCGGUACAAAUAGGCGGCCUUAUCGCUAAGAAGCGAUAUCUUCCAGGCAUUGUGACGUCUCUAAAGAUUAGACACUGGUCCUUCAAACAUCUUAACGUCAAGAAUGAGUUAUUCUCAUGUUCGAACGACCAAUAUUUCGAUAAUAUCACAGUUUUCUACAUACAUUGGUCCUUCGAGGAUUUGAACUUCACCCUUAAACUUAAAUAUUGAUCCUUCAGUUAACGAGAGUAAUUAAUACGUUCGAAGAACCAAAUUUUCGACAGUACCGCCGCGCCGUUUCUUGCAUUCGAGAUUGGUCCUUCGAGGAUUUAACGAGAAACAAGAAAUUAAAAAUUAAACUGGUCCUUCUUACAUGUUGAGACUUUGAAUAGGUCAUUCGAAAUGUUGGCGAUCGAAGAACCAAUAUUACGACAAUACCCCGUUUGCAGCAUUCGAGAUUGGUCCUUCGAAGGACCAAUCUGGAAUUUUUACGUCAUUAAAAUUAAAUACUGUUCCUUCUAACACGUCUCAAGAGUAAUUAGAGACGUUAAUAUAUUCGAACGACCAAUAUCUCGACAAUACCGCCGUUUGCUGCAUAUAUUGUUCCUUCGAGGAUAUAAAGUCAUUAAAAAAGAAAU
Colias croceus (clouded yellow) is the source of this 2567-nucleotide messenger RNA. It is a transcript of the gene Syn1, whose product is annotated as beta-1-syntrophin. The record is from RefSeq and is a predicted model, not a curated record. The transcript has 7 exons. NCBI's taxonomy places the organism in Eukaryota, Metazoa, Arthropoda, Insecta, Lepidoptera, Pieridae. Gene Ontology annotation, molecular function: structural molecule activity; protein binding. The coding region runs from base 237 to 1781 and encodes 514 amino acids. Gene Ontology annotation, cellular component: dystrophin-associated glycoprotein complex; intracellular anatomical structure.